AUGGGGGAGGGAGGAGUUCAAAUGUUUGCAUUUGGAGAAAUUGCUCGGAGAUACGGGAAAGCCUGGCUGGGCGGCUUUCAACGACCAGUUGCCAGCUGUCAAAGGGGCAUAAUCAGUUUUGGUUUUAGACAAGAACACAACUUCGGCAGCGUGAAGGGGCCAGAGGCGCUGGAGACAGUAGCAGAGAUCCAGGAACAAGAUGAUAGGAGCCCAAACCAACACAUCGAGUGGGACUGA
Messenger RNA from Rangifer tarandus platyrhynchus (Svalbard reindeer), 237 nucleotides. Lineage: Eukaryota; Metazoa; Chordata; Mammalia; Artiodactyla; Cervidae. The record is from the annotation of a GenBank genome assembly.